Parathielavia appendiculata is the source of this 663-nucleotide messenger RNA. RefSeq lists its product as uncharacterized. Gene Ontology annotation, biological process: Golgi organization; endoplasmic reticulum to Golgi vesicle-mediated transport; intracellular protein transport. Gene Ontology annotation, cellular component: endoplasmic reticulum; Golgi apparatus; endoplasmic reticulum-Golgi intermediate compartment. Lineage: Eukaryota; Fungi; Ascomycota; Sordariomycetes; Sordariales; Chaetomiaceae. The transcript is spliced from 3 exons. The record is from RefSeq and is a predicted model, not a curated record. Bases 1 to 663 code for a protein of 220 amino acids.
AUGGCUCGUCUACGGUCACUGCUGCAACAAGUCUGCAGCUUGAUGCUGCUGCUGGCGGUCGGCUCGCAGGCACUCAAGUUCGACAUCCAGGCUGGCAGUGGCCACGACAAGCACUCGCGGCGAUGCAUUCGCAAUUUUGUCUCCAAGGACAUGCUGGUGGUCGUCACGGCCAUCGUUGACGGCUACAAGGGCGACGGCAUGCAGCUGAAUAUGCAUAUCUCGGACGCGACAGGCAAUGAGUACGGCAAGCCCAAGGACAUUGCCGGCGAGCAGCGCACCGUCUUCACCUCGCACGCCGACGCCCCCUUCGACGUGUGCUUCGAGAACAUCCUGACAGGCUCCCGCUACGUCGAACACCCAUACCGGCACGUCGAGCUGGACAUUGACAUUGGCGCCGACGCUAAGGACUGGUCAGCCAUUCAAGCGACCGAGAAGCUGAAGCCGGUCGAGACGGAGCUGCGGCGCAUCGAGGAGAUGGUGGCCGAGGUGGUUAGCGAGAUGGACUACCUGCGGUCGCGCGAGCAGAAACUGCGCGACACGAACGAGAGCACCAACACGCGCGUCAAGUGGUUUGGCUUCUGCACCACCUUCCUGCUGAUCGCUCUGUGGGCGUGGCAGAUCAUGUACCUGCGGGCGUACUUCAGGUCCAAGCAUCUUAUUUAA